Molecule: messenger RNA, 432 nt
Organism: Iphiclides podalirius (scarce swallowtail)
Lineage: Eukaryota; Metazoa; Arthropoda; Insecta; Lepidoptera; Papilionidae
Source: the annotation of a GenBank genome assembly
AUGUGGAACAGUAAGAGACCCGACCCCAUCCUAAUCCCGACUAAAGGUGGUAAUUAUAAGCUGCAGUAUGCCGAACACACUUACUGGUGCAAUUGGCAAAAGACCAUACCCAACGACUACAGAGCCUUGCGGAUCUGGUACUGUUCCAAGAGGAGCGGCAAGAAAUGUAAAGUCUUCAUUAAGACCCUGCACGGGAGAUUGAUGUCGAUACAUGAGCCCAUACUAAUACCGACGAAGGGCGGAAACUACAAGCUGAUGUACGAGAAACAUACCUAUUGGUGCAACUGGCGCAAGUCGAAGCCCACCUCACAACAAAACGACUACAGAGCCCUCAAAGUUUGGUACUGCUCCAAGCGAAGCGGCAAAAAGUGCAAAGUCUACCUCAAAACUUUAUACGGAAACCUGUUAUCGAUUCAUGGCGAGCACAAUCAU